GAGGGGGUCUCCCCCCCCCCCCACCCCCUCCCCGUGCGAGGUGAGGCAUCAAACUAACACCGGGCGUCUUAUGGAGGAGGACGGGGGGGGGGGGUGGAGCCGUCUGAGAGGAUCCUCCUAUUGAGUUGCAAAUGAGCUUGUAAUUAGCCUUUACACAUUUGCCUGGGGGGGGAUUAAGUGUGCGUGUGUGCGUUUCCAAGCCAUUUUCCCUGCCACCGUGUUAAGCAGAUCAUCCUAAUUACUUCUCCUCCCAAUUGCUUGUUAAUUGUCUUCACUGAGGAUUUAUGCGGCAUGCUGAGAGCGGGCGCGGGGGCGCGGCCCCCGCUCGGGCCCAUGGGCAAAAUCAUUUGUUGCGGUCAUCGCCAUCGGGAGGCUCCAGUUGAAGCCACUCAAGCGGGCCAACACUGACGACAAACGAGUUUUGUUUGUGUGUCAGGUGGGGGGGGGGGGGUGCUGAAGAGUGCAGAUGUUCCAAUGAUGAUGCUGAUGAUGCUAAUCUGCUUUGCCGCAGCUCAUCCUUUGACCUGACGGCAACCUCUCGGGCCACGAAGGUGCCCCGAAAGAAUCGAUGGGCGCGCUCUUUGGCCGCUUGAUCCGUCGCCGGCUCUCUCCGUCCCGACUGCGCUGAAGCUAAUCGUCCAAACAAGCUGAUGAGCUGCGUGUGUCACCUCAGGGUAGGGUAGGAGAGGGAAGGGCACCGCCCCCCCACCCCCCUGGCGCCCGCCCCCUCUAAUCCUUCUUCAAACUAGCGCAGGGCUGCUAAUUGCACGGCGCUAUAAAUACCUCCCAUCCGGCGGCGGCCCCCGGCUUUUUUGCGCCACAGCGGCCCCCCGCGCAGCAUCUCGCUCCUCCUCGACUUGCGACAUGUUCCCGCCGCCCGUCUUCACGGGCGAGCAGGUGGCCCGCGUGUGCGAGAACCUGGAGGAGACGGGCGACAUGGAGCGCCUGGCCCGCUUCCUGUGGUCCCUGCCGGCCGGGCAGGCCCUGAACCGCCACGAGUCGCUGAUGCGCGCCCGAGCCUUGGUGGCGUUCCACAGGGGCGACUUCGAGGCGCUCUACCAAAUCCUGCAAAGUCACCGCUUCACGCGGGAGUCCCACGCCAAGCUGCAGGACCUGUGGCUGGACGCGCACUACCGGGAGGCCGAGAGGCUCCGGGGGCGACCGCUGGGUCCGGUGGAGAAGUACCGCAUACGCAAGAAGUUCCCUUUGCCCCGGACCAUCUGGGACGGCGAGCAGAAGACGCACUGCUUCAAGGAGAGGACGCGCAGUUUGCUGCGAGAGUGGUACCUCCAAGACCCUUACCCCAACCCGUCCAGGAAGAGGCACCUGGCCCAGGCCACGGGACUCACGCCCACCCAGGUUGGCAACUGGUUCAAGAACCGCCGCCAACGAGACCGCGCCGCCUCCGCCAAGAACAGGCUGCAGCAGGAGCCGGCCCUCCUGCCUUCGGACCGGGAGUGCCCCCCCCGCCUGCUGGUGUCCUCCCCCCGCAACCUGGGCAGCCCCGAGGCCAGCGACUGCAGCACGGAGACCGAGCGAAGGGGCGCCGGCGCCUCCACGCCGGACAUCUCCGUCAGCGGCGACAGCGAAUUUGAGUCCUGAAACGGCGCGCCGCCGCGACGGCCUCCGGCGAGGUCCGGACUGUCUCGUGACGGGGGCCGGGAUGUCACGCUAGAGACGGGACAAAAACCCCCGUAACAAAGCGACAAACGGCACGCGCUUCCACAAGCCCCGUGACUUUGAGCGCAUCUGGUCGUGGAAAAGGGCUCUUGAGAAAGAAGCCCCGUGCUCUUAAAGUGUUUCUCGUCGCAGUGCCUGGCUCCGCAAAAGUACUCUCGCUCCGUACUUCAAAGUAGAAGUACGGAGACUUGUGUUCAAAGUAUUCAUUCACCUCCUUUAUUGAAGUCACAAGUACCGACUCUGGCUUGGACUGAAGUACAAUCAAGGAAUUUUUCACGUCGGUUCCAUCCCGUAUUCGUUUUGUCAAUUUGCUGUCAUGGGGAAAACAAAAAAAAUCCUGCACAAAAAUAAUUUCUCUUUUAUUCUUCUUCUUAUUUUUUGAAUGAACUUACAUAGUGUGUUGACUAAAAAAAAAUAAAUAGCGAAACGUACCCCCCCCCCCAAAAAAAAGUCUUGUAGCUAGCUAGCGCUCAAAGCAUAGCGAACAUGUCACUGCCUUAACAGGAAGCAACUCAGGGCACCCCCUCACCAUGUUUACUGCUGACGUCACGCCACGCGUUGUUGUUGUUGUUUUUUUUUUUUUAAGCCGCUCCCAGUGCGGCGACGGUCGGAGGAGAGUCUCGGCGACGCGCGCCACCGGCGGACGAUCUUUCCUCAAGGAAAAAAAAAAAAAGGAAGCUGUGUUCAUGGCAAUAAAUGAAAUAUAUUUCUAUCCAAA
Messenger RNA from Hippocampus zosterae (dwarf seahorse), 2398 nucleotides. It is a transcript of the gene six7, whose product is annotated as SIX homeobox 7. Gene Ontology annotation, cellular component: nucleus; transcription regulator complex. The coding region runs from base 865 to 1602 and encodes 245 amino acids. NCBI's taxonomy places the organism in Eukaryota, Metazoa, Chordata, Actinopteri, Syngnathiformes, Syngnathidae. Gene Ontology annotation, molecular function: RNA polymerase II cis-regulatory region sequence-specific DNA binding; DNA-binding transcription factor activity, RNA polymerase II-specific. The record is from RefSeq and is a predicted model, not a curated record. Gene Ontology annotation, biological process: regulation of transcription by RNA polymerase II; eye development. The transcript has 3 exons.